AUCUCUUAAACUUUAAAUAAAAGAAUAAUGUACUUCGAUACUCAAUUUAGAACAACAAUCUGCAAAAGUCAAUGUCUUAAAGUCGGUUCUGAGUCCUGACCAAUGAAAACAAGAAAAAUGUUUUAUGGCCAUCAGUCGGUCAAUAAUAAAUCCAAAGCAAAAAAAAAAAAAAAGGACCCUCCAAGCAUUUUCUGCAAUCUUCUACAUCCCCUGUUUCAACUCUUAAUUUCACCGAAUCAACUCUGUAACCCCAUUGAUUUUUCUGCACCAACCUUGCCAAAUCUCAUAUGUUAUCCUUCUUUUAAUCAUUUAACUUCCAUUGAACUUCCCAAAAAUUAUCUGAUUUUUCGUUUGCUUAUCCUUAUAUCAUACAUUGUUAUUACCAGUUUAACAAAGUUUACCGCUUUAUUGUGGUAGUAUAUCAGCUUCAUAAUCUCAAUUCGAAGCUUUUUUUUUUCAUCAAUAUCAACAUGUGCUUAAGGAGCUCUUCGUACACAAGCCCCAAACCCUGCAAACACCUAGCAGAUUACAAGCUCAGGCAUGCUUUCAAUGGCUAUGAUUCCCUCCAAAAUUGCCUCAAAACCACCCCAAUUGGAAGAACUAGAGUUGAUAAUCACAAUACUAAAACACCCAGAUGCAAUUUCUGUAAUGGGUAUCAAGGCAGGCUUUAUAUUUGUUUGAUGUGCUCAUCCAUAUCAUGUUCGACCCACAUUCUUUUGCAUACCCAAUCCAAGUCCGGCCAUGACGUAGCGAUCGACAUCGAAAGAUCGGAGCUUUAUUGCUGUUUGUGUUGUGAUCAGGUAUACGAUCCUGAUUUCGACAAGGUUGUCGUGUCUGAACAAAUCAAGGGCUCCUGUCCUGGGAGAUCGAACAAGAGGAGGAGAUUAAAUUCAGGGAUGGAAUUGGAUUUGAAGAAGUCGAAACAGUUGAUUGCAAUGAGAGAUGGGAGAGCUAAAUCGUGUUAUCCAUUGGGAUUAAGGGGAUUAAACAAUUUGGGUAAUACUUGUUUUAUGAACUCAGUGUUGCAGGCUUUGCUUCAUGCUCCUCCUUUGAGGAAUUAUUUCUUGAGUGAUCACCAUAACCGUGAUGAAUGCAAGAGAAGAUAUGGUGAAAAGCUAUGCUUGCUUUGUGAUAUUGGUGCUCUUGUUUCAGCUAUGUUCUCGGGUGAUCGAUCCCCUUACAGUCCAGCUCAGUUUCUUUACAGUUGGUGGCAGCAUUCAUCGAAUUUAGCUAGUUAUGAGGAGCAGGAUGCUCAUGAAUUCUUCAUUUCAGUUUUAGAUGGGAUCCAUGAGAAAGAAAGCAAAGUAAGAAACUCUAGCAAAGAUGAUGGAGAUUGCCAAUGCAUUGCUCAUAGGGCAUUCUCGGGGUUGUUGAGAUCUGAUGUCACUUGUACGACUUGUGGAUUUACUUCCACAACUUACGAUCCUUGUGUUGAUAUUUCACUCAACUUGGACACAGUUAACUCAUCUGCAGCUGAGAAGACGGGUUUGUCUACUCUAUCAGGUUGCCUGAAUUUGUUUACGAGAGCAGAGAGGUUAGGUUCUGACUCGAAACUCCAUUGUCAGAAUUGUCAAGAGCUACGGGACACAUCGAAGCAACUGUCUAUUAGUAGACUCCCAUUGGUGCUUUGUUUACACAUAAAGAGAUUUGAACACUCUUUAAUCCGAAAAACAUCAAGGAAAAUCGAUCAAUAUUUGCAGUUCCCUUUCGCAUUGGACAUGACCCCAUAUUUGUCAUCCUCGAUUGUUAGAAGCAGGUUCGGGAAUAGAAUGUUUGCUUUCGAAUGUGAAAACACCGAUAGUUCAGCUGAAUACGAGAUAUUUGCUGUGAUUGCUCAUUCGGGAAUGCUGGAAUCUGGGCAUUAUGUGACGUAUCUGCAUGUAAACAACCAGUGGUAUAAAUGCGAUGAUGCUUGGAUAUGUGAAGUUGAUGAGGGGAUAGUGAGAGCUUCACAGUGUUAUAUGUUGUUCUAUGUUCAGAAACUGCUUUACUACAAAGCAAAUAAGGAUUUAAGUUGCAAUGUGAGUGUAGAGUCCAGAUGAAAGUUGGAUAAUGCUGGGUAAUUUAUAAUCUUCGGACGAAGGUGAACCGAAGAGCCAGUGAGAAUGAAGCAAACAUUAUUCUUUGUUGGGAGUAUUCCCUUAGAUUCGAGCUCGAGAAAUUUCCGAAGUUUAAGCCAUUGGACUUGUCCAAGUGAAAUCAAUUCUUUUUCAUGUUGGGAUUCCCAAAAGCUUUGAAUUAUUUUUGUUUAGAUUUGAUUGCUGUUAAUUUCGGAAGGGCCACUCUGAAGAUGAAUAAAAAGCUGAAAAUAUUCAUCAAUAGUUCCUCAAUGUAUGUCCAUUUUGUGAAGUGAGGUGUUUGAUAGAGUUGUGUAAAUAAGUUGUUUCCACAGUGGAGAUGGCUCUGUUGUGUUGCCAUUAUAUAGAGAUAACAAGCCAGUGCUUAAUUUGGUUCUACCACGUUAUCUACCACGUUAUCAGAAGUAUUUUGCAUUUUCUGUAAAUAAAGGAAUAAAAAGACUAGGGUAUUACGACAGUCAAGACAUUCAACCUGAGCUUUUCACAGAAAUAUCAAAUAUAACAGAAAAGAAAAUGAUUGAUGGUAGAAUCACAAGAAGCCCCUCCCUCAACAAAUAUCAGAAUUAAGUAUUUUUCUCAAUCAGCUAUAAAAAUAACAACUCGGUUCAAAAAUGAGAAUUGAAGUAUACAUUUUAAAGCAAUGAGUAUAUCUUAACCUAAGACAUUGGUCCAUGAAUAUGACAAAAGAACACAAAGCAGAUCCCGGUUUUACACACUAAUCAAUCUUGACAGAUGAGUAGAUAAGUCUUGUGAACCAAAAGCACGCAUAAAAUCCGAUGGUGCCCGUUAGCACAAAAAAUG
Molecule: messenger RNA, 2879 nt
Organism: Gossypium arboreum
Lineage: Eukaryota; Viridiplantae; Streptophyta; Magnoliopsida; Malvales; Malvaceae
Product: ubiquitin C-terminal hydrolase 22-like
Exons: 3
Coding region: 471-2042 (523 amino acids)
Biological process (GO): protein deubiquitination
Molecular function (GO): zinc ion binding; cysteine-type deubiquitinase activity
Source: RefSeq, a predicted model, not a curated record